UGGCAACUCAGUAGGUUCUACCAUGGCUGUGUGAGGUGAUGAUGCUCGUGCUCACCGAUAUAUUGGUGAUUUGCCCUCUCAGGGAAGGCUAAUAAUGUCGAGACUUGCGGAUUAUUUUGCCAUCGUUGGAUACGACCACAAAAAAGACCGCAAUGGAAUUGGCUGCGGAAAAAUCAUCCAACGGUUCCCUGAGCGGGACUGGCCAGACACCCCAUUUAUCGAGGGCCUGGAGCUGUUCUGUCAACCACAAGGGUGGGCGCUGUCGACGGAUCGUCAGGAACCUAAGUUUUUCGUCUCAGUGCUGACAGACAUAGAUGCUAAUCGCCACUACUGUGCAGUUCUCUGCUUCAAUGAGGCUGUCUCCAUCACCCCAAGUAAACCCACUGAUGAGGAGGAUGACGCCUUGGAGCUGGGCAGUGGGGGCGUACGGGGGAUGGGUCCACCAGUGCCCAUCAUCACGCAUCACUCCAUCAUGUAUGCACCAAAGUGCCUGGUCCUCAUUUCCACGCUCGACUACUUUGAAACCUUUAGAAAUUGCAUGGGGAUUGUGUACACUGUGUAUAUGGAAGGACUGGGAGUAAGCAUGGAGACACUCAUUGGCAAUAUGGUGGGUUAUGUCCAAGUGCCACCACCUGGAGGACCGCAGGUUCGGUUCAGCAUUGGUGCCGGUGACAGACAAGCUCUACAGCCCCCAGCCUCGCCGACCCUCCCAGUCACCAUCACCACCGUCCUUAGUCUCUUCAAUCAGUUAGGUAUCAAGAAUGUUUUGGUGCUUUUCUGCGCGGCCCUAACUGAGCACAAGAUUCUUUUUCACAGUCAGUCUUACUGCAGACUCACAGAAUCAUGUCAUGCUCUCAAGGCCCUUCUUUACCCUUUCAAGUACUCCCACGUCUACAUUCCAAUUCUUCCUGCCUCACUAGUUGAAGUUCUCUCAACUCCAACACCCUUCAUAAUGGGUGUCCAUUCUGCUCUCCAACAUGACAUUGCUGAACUGAUGGAUGUCAUUGUAGCAGACCUGGAUGGAGGGUCAAUCCGUGUGCCGGAAAGCUUGGCCGUCUCUCUUCUCCCAGAGCCUUUCUGGUCCCAAACUCAUACUGCUCUCUCAAGGGUACUGCACCCAGAUCUCAACUCUGCAGACAACGCCUUCCCAUCCAGUAGUGGCAUCAGAGCUUCCCCGCACGUUAUGAUCGACAAGGAAAUUAGAGCGGUGUUUAUGCGGAUGUUUGCCGAGUUGCUGCAAGGCUACCGGUCAUGUCUCACCCUCAUCAGGAUACACUCUAAACCUGUUAUAACGUUCCAUAAGGCAUCCUUUCUUGGAAACAGAGGGAUGGUGGACAAUGAAUUUGUGGGGAAAGUGUUGGACUGCAUGUUCUUCACCACUUUUGUAACGGAGAGAGGACCUCCAUGGCGUGUUUGUGAUCUAUGGGAUGAUCUCUAUUCGGGUAUUGGGGACCAAUUACGCCUGGAGCAACAUGAUAGUCGAAUGCUUCUAGUCCAUAUUCAGGAACUUGCUCAGCAACUGUAUAGCAAUGAGAACCCUAACCCACAGCCUUUUGUUGCAAAGAUUCCAAAACCCACUGAGGGCUCAUUUACUCGUAUCCAUCAACCUGUCUUCCCACACAUAGAUGCCCAGAAGGUUCAGAGCAUCAUUGAUGAAGGCACAGCUAAGAAAGUGAAGAUCCCACAGAAAGCUGGUCAGCCCAGAAUUGUGCCCAUGGGCCCCCACAUCUCUAGUCUCCAGUCUGGUAGAGGCCUGGUAUCUAGUUCAGCAAGAAGAUUAGAAGUAAUGAGAAAUUGUGUAAACUGCAUAUUUGAAAACAAAAUCAGUGAUGCAAGAAAAACUUUCCCUGCUGUCUUACGGGCUCUAAAGAGUAAAGCUGCACGUCUAGCCCUGUGCACUGAGCUGAGUCACCAUGUACUGGGCAACAAGGCUGUGCUCGAACACCAGCAGUUUGACCUGGUUGUUCGUCUCAUGAAUUGUGCGCUGCAGGAUGAUUCCCCAGUCGAUGAACAUGGCGUAGCUGCGGCUCUUCUUCCUCUCUCCACUGCCUUUUGCCGCAAGUUAUGCACGGGAGUGAUCCAGUUUGCAUACACUUGCAUACAGGAUCACAGUGUCUGGGGUAACCAGCAGUUUUGGGAAGCAUCAUUUUACCAGGAUGUCCAGAAAGAAAUCAAGUCUCUCUAUCAAGAUCGGUCACAGCAACCUAGCAGGACCUCCAUCUCCUCUGACUCAUCCUGUAUAAAGGAGUCAUCACUUAGUCCUGUCAACCCAAGAGAUCCCUCAGAUACAGGUUCUUGGAAAGAAGGAAGACUAUCGUACCUGAGACCUCAUGAACCGUCAGCACUGGAGAUCGCAGCAGAACAGAUGAGGCUUUGGAUUAAUAUAGAACUAAAAAGACAACGAGAAUUAGUUGAACAAGAGGAAUCUACGUUAUACUCACAAGCUAUCCACUAUGCAAAUAGAAUGGUGUUCCUUCGAAUACCUCUGGAUGUAAAUGCAGCUGUCCAUAGAAGAACCUACAAUGAUCGAGACAAUGCCAGUAACAGCAUAACAAACAGUAUGGCAGAAAGUGAUAGUCUAGAUGCUGAGUCAGGAUUUGAGGACCAAGAGCAGAGUGACAGGGAAGCAAGUGUUGUGCGUUUUGUUUCCAGAUUUGUUGACAAAGUAUGUACGGAAGGAAGUGUUACAGAGGAACACAUAAAGUCGCUGCAUCAGAUGAUCCCAGGGGUGGUCGCUAUGCAUGUGGAGAUGUUGGAUGCGGUGUACAAAGAGUCAAAGCGCUUGCCACCAAUACAGAAGCCUAAGAUCUUGUUGCCAUCACUUAUACCUGGAGAAGAAGUAAUGUAUGAGGGCCUGCGGGUUUACUUGUUGCCGGAUGGCCGAGAGGAAUCUACCGGGGGUCAUGUUGGUGGUCCUAUGUUGCUACCUGCUGAAGGAGCGCUGUUCCUCACCAAUUACAGACUCAUUUUCAAGGGUCUCCCCACUGAUCCUUACGCGUGUGAACAAGUAGUUGUGCGCUCUAUGCCUGUGUCAUCCAUUACAAGAGAAAAGCGAGUGCCAGCUAAUCAACAUCCCGGCCCCAUGGAUCAAUGGCUUAAUGAAGGCCUCCAGAUACGAUCCAACACCUUCCAGCUCAUUAAAGUGGCAUUUGACGAGGAAGUUCCACAAGAGAGUAUUGAAACAAUGCGGAAAUUAAUCAGUCGUUUACGGCACCCACCAACCAUCAACCACCUGUUUGCUUUUGUGGGCCAGAGUCAUAUACCUCAGACACCCAGUAGACAACAGAAAGACAAGACUGGUUAUGGUACACUUAGAUCCCGUACAAUGAGGUUUGAUAAUGUAGGUUUUGCCAAGAAAACUCUACUGAAAACUGCCAAGGCUGCGGGUCUAAAGCCAAAUAAGGGAGGCAAGCGGCACAAGUAUGUUUUUCCCAGUAAUAACAAGUCAAUGACAUCGCCUGGACGCAUGAGUCUAGCCCAGAUGGCCAACAUGGACUUGAGCAAUGAAGAUUUGCCUCAUGAUGAUGAUUUGUCAAGCUCGAGUGCUCGAUAUGGCUUCCUAGGUACAAGUAACAAAGGCCAGUGUAAGCUGCUGCGUGUAACGUCGCCCGUCAGCCGCAGUUCCGAGGAAUUGGACUGUGGAGGGAGACUCUCGCCCAUCGUAGAUGAGCUUGAGGCAUCUGUCUUGAGUAACGGGUCAACAGGGCAGCUCUCAGUUGCAGGAGGAUUGGUAGGGAUCCGUGAAGUGGAUAAUAAAACAUUGGAAAAACUGUCUGAACGCAGCUACCAUAAGGACUACAUGCGUCUUGGUCUCGGUAAUCUUGGAAGUAAUGCUACCACUAUUCCAUCAAGAAUUAAGUCUGAUUUUAGAAUUACUUCGUGUAAUACUAGUUACCAGAUGUGCAGAAGCUAUCCAGCCCUGCUCUCUGUGCCGUCCAUUACGGGUGAUGAGAGCCUUCACCGCCUUGCUCGCUGUUACCGCCACAGCCGCUUGCCAGUCAUCACCUGGCGACAUACCCGUACGAAAGCUUUGCUUCUGAGAGGUGCUGGUUUUCAUGGAAAGGGUGUAAUGAGUAUGCUCAAAGGACCUCCCACAACCACAGGCAACACAAGUGAAGUGUCAUUCUCACUUGAGCAGGAGAAAUUUUUAGCAGCAGUGGUUCAGUCAACACCUGUGUCUGUCCUUCGGGAUGGUUCCUCUUGGCGACUGACAGACUCGUCCCUUUCUAUAAACUCCCUGGUGCUGGCUGCAGGGGGAGCAACCCUAGAAGUUCCUCCAUAUCAUCCUACAUACCCAACACUCACACCUGAAGUUGGCAGAAAAACAAAUCCUCUUUCGAAGGCCAUGAACACAUUACGGACAAGCGGGGGCAAGGGUACUGGCAGGAUGGGGCGGUGGGGCUCCAUGCGUGGGUCACGACCAGGUGUGCUGUCCGGUGGUGGUGCUGGAGGGACCUUUGGGACCCUCCGCCACUACCCUACAACCACCCCUGCCCUUCGUUCCAGCAUCAGCACGGGGCCAAGACUCUCUGUUGACUCCUCCGACACCGGCUCUGAAGCGGUACAAUCCUUCCACAAGGCUGCUCUCUAUGUUUUUGGUGAAAAGACUCAAAUUAAGGGCAUCAAGACAGAUGCUUACCAUAAAACCGAGUUCAUCCCAGUGGACUACACAGAGGUACGACAAAUUAAAUCAUCAUUCAAGAAGCUGAUGAGAGCCUGUAUACCUUCCUCCCCAGCUGCAGAGCAGGAGCAGUCCUUCUUCAGAUCAAUUGAGAGCAGCGAGUGGCUGAACCAGCUAGAAUCUCUACUACAGGUUUCAGGGGCCAUAGUAGACCUCAUUGACCUGCUUGGUGCAUCCGUUAUGGUGCUGUUGGAGGAUGGCUGGGACUUUACUGCUCAAGUAACUAGCAUAGCUCAGCUGUGUCUUGACCCAUACUACCGAACAAUUGAAGGUUUUCGAGUUCUGGUAGAGAAGGAAUGGUUGGCAUUUGGUCACAGGUUCAACCACCGGUCGAAUCUCCUUCAGGGAUCUCAAGCAAGUGGGUUUGCUCCCAUCUUUCUACAGUUUCUUGAUGCUGUGCACCAGAUCCAACGACAGUUCCCUUUGUCUUUUGAAUUCAACGAGUACUACCUCCGCUUCUUGGCCUACCAUUAUGUUUCUGCACGUUUCCGCACUUUUUUGUGUGACUCGGAGGUAGAUAGAGCUGAGAUGGGUAUCAUGACAGAAGAAGACAAGAGAGGCUCACUCUCUCGGCACCACAAAGGCCUCGAAGCAAGCCAGGAUGAUGAUAUUUAUCCAGGAGGGGGUCGAUUAGGGUCUCCUGGGUCAUCAGGUCAUCUGGGACAAUCUGUAUUUGAUUAUAUAGAAAAACUCAGUGGACGCUCCACAGUCUUCCACAACUUUCUCUAUAUGGGUGAUAGAAUAAAUGACUCGGCGGUGCUACGACCAGUAAAAGAAGUGAGCGCUCUUCAGUUGUGGAGUUACCUACUCGGAGAGGAGCUACGUCAUGGACCAUCAUAUGACCCAGAAGUUCGGAGCUUAGACAGACAACAGGAAGAAGAAGCUGAGGCAGCAGAUGGCACAAUCACAACCUCUCCGCGUAAAAUUGUCAUGAGCGGGUACGACUGUGUAUGGGGAGUGGAACAAGAUGCAUUCUCUGCUCAGCUGGAGGAGCUCCGUCAUCUAGAGCUGGAACUGGGACACCUUCCCCAAAAAUGGAACAUACACUGGGACAAGUUGGAGCUGCCACCACCAGAGCAACUUACUCGUCAAGUUUCUAUGACAACACAGAUGGUACGCCACCAUGGCCGAAGUGUCCACAAGCGUAGCACGAUUGAGAUCCUGAUAAGAGGUAAAACGAGUGGCAGUACACCAGGCGGGGGUGGAGACACUCCGCAGGGUUGUUAUUCCCACCCGCACCGUUUUGAAAAGUACAAUUACACCACACCUUCCUACUGCGACCACUGUUCUUCUUUAUUGUGGGGUCCACUUAAGACUGGAAUGCGUUGUAUGGACUGCGGGUACAAUUGCCACGAGAAGUGCAUUGAGUCGGUGCCCAAGAACUGUACCAGAUUCAAGAGUGUAAGAGAGUCUGGGGUCAGCAUACAAACCAGCACAAAACCUACUAGCUUAGACACUACCUCUGUGGGAUCAGGUGUAACAUCUCUACAAACUACAUCCCACCAGUACUACGAACAAUUCUCCUCCAAUGUGGCAGAAAACCGGACACAUGAAGGAUAUUUGUGGAAGCGUGGUUCUCUUCUAAAAAAUUGGAAGCAACGGUGGUUUGUUCUAGACAGUGUUAAGCAUCAGCUGCGUUACUAUGAUAGUAUGGAAGAUUCGCACUUUAAGGGAAUCAUUGAGCUUUCUGAUGUUGUUGCUGUGAUACCAUCUGUACCAACACAAGGGGCACCAAAGAAGGUUGAUGACAGAGCCUUUUUUGAUUUACAAACAAAACGUCGUUUGUAUAAUUUCUGCGCCUCAGAUGGGCAAGCUGCACAGGAGUGGAUUGAGAAGAUACAGUCAUGCUUACAGUAACAUGGACUGAGACGGCUGUACGUGGUAUGUAGUGUAGCUGACUUUACGUUCAGAUGAUAGCUGUGUCUAAUGUAAUUUGCUGAUAUCUUCCAGAAAAAUUGGUUGAGUCUGGUUCCUAUCCAGUAUUAUUAUGGUGUUUUAAGGCAAUUUGUUUUUCAAGUUCUUUUAUUGUAGUCAUUUUCUACUAUCAUGUUCAAAGUUCUCAUAAUUAUAGCAAUAAUAUUCAUUAGUAAAGAGCCUCCAUAUAAUUGAAGUUUACAAAUAAUUUUGCCAAGUAGUUAUGUGUUAAAUAAGUGGACUCAUAUAUCACUAUAUGUAGUAGAUUUAUUUUCUGUCUGAGCUUAGAUAUUUAGGGGACCAAAACAUUCAAGUAACAGAAUAUUCUUUGCAAACAUUACUCUUCAUGUUGAACAUUUAUCUGAAUGAGAAGUCUGGUAUCAUGAGUAUCAACCAGAUUCCUGUGUUUGCUUGUAAUUUUUUGGGGGAACAGACUGUCUUUUUCAUUUUUCCACAGGAAAUUUGCAUUAAGACUCUUUAGGUCAAUGGAAGAAAGUUUAAAUAUACAGUAGUUGGAAUAUAUGAGGAGAACAUCAGGUUAUUGUAGAGUGCAUUUGAUUGCCUGAAUUUUUGUUUGUAGUUCUGCCAAUGUUUUUAGUUGAAUCAUAAAUAAUUUGUGGAACACUAACUUUUAUAAAGUAUUUUUAUUUUUGCUCAUCAAAAGAGAAUUGAUUAGUAUGCUUGCUGGUGCUUUUGUUCACAACCUUUCCUCUGUACAGUAUUUGUUUUCACCAAAACCUUUCAUGCAUGUUUUACCUUCCAUAUUAAGCAAAACUUUCAGGAAAUAAGUAAAUAUGUAAUAUUUUUCCAUACCACUUAUAAUACUCCCAUAAAACAUUUUUAUUUAUAAACCGCUCUUGGUUAAUAUAUAAUUUUCUCAUUGCAUCUGGGUCAUCCAUGGGAUAUAAAACUUCAUUAUGAUGUCUCAUUCAGUAAGGACCUCUGACUGAAUUACUCGCUUAUAAUUAACUGGACUAUAGAAAGAGUUAAAACAGUGAAUCAGUUUCCUAACAGCUAUAGUCAUUUGAGAUAUUGGCUUAGUUGCUGUAGUUACUGCUUUAUUAGGUCCUUAGGAAAAACUGAUCCCUUAAUUGGUAUUUUGUACUGAGGAAUUUCCUUUCGUGUUGCUUUCUUGCACUUCUCUUCCUGGUGAUCAGCUCCUUCAGUGAGGUUAAUAUUCCCUUUAACCCACUCCACACAAAAGUGGACGAACAAUUUAGAUAAUGGAUAGAUAGAAUUUCCUUAAUUUUUAGUUUUAUUAUUUAAUGUGAAGUUGUGCAUGUAUUUUCAUUCCAUUUUCUAGGCUACUCUGAAGAGCAAGUGUUUUACCUGAACUGAAGUUAUUCAGUGGAAAGUUUCAGUUUCUGAAAGUUAACUUUUACCUUUCUUUUCACCAGUAUUUGAUGUAUAUUUUCCACGUAUGUGAGAUUUCAACAAAUUCAAAGCCUUAACAAACAUUGAUUGUAUUAAUGAUGGCUAUAAUUAGAUAAUAUUUGGUUGCACUGUGAACACUCCUGGAUAAGAAACCACCAACCAAAGCACAAAUUAUAGUGUUUGGUUUUAUUGCCUUUAUGAUGUACAGUAUACUGUAUGAUUUUAGGAUGCAUGUCAAUAGAAAGUCAUCUAAUUUUCAAGCAGUUUCAUCUACCUUUCCGUUUCUCAAAAAAUCCUGUUUAAACAAAUAGCGCUUGGGUUUAUCAUAGAAAAGCAUGAAUACCUGUACUGCUAUUUUUGUUAUAGUUAAAGAAUGGCUAUUAUCCAGCCCCAUACAAUUUUUUAUUACUGUACAGUAUUCUUUUUAUGUUCCAUGAACUCCUGCUUGGACACAACCCCUAAACCCCUGCCUUUUAUGCUACUCCUUUGUAGCCUCCUACUUCAAAAUUUAUUGAGAAAGCUAGAAGUCACCUAGUGAUAACCACGGAUAGCUUUUGGCAUGUGAUACCUGUACUCCAGAUUAAUAGUGAUGUGGAAUGACUAGUGCAGUGUUAGCCUUUUUUUUUACCUCUAUCAAUUUUUGUAGAUAAUCUGUUUACCUAAUGUUCACCCAUUUGUACCUUCAUUGAACUGAUGAUGUAUUGUCCACUCUUGGUUUCCUGUAAUUCAUAUAUUUAUGUGGUGGAUCUCAUUAUUUUGAUCAGCAUUUGUUAAGCUAAUGUAAAAAUGACACCAUAAUUAAUUUUGAACUAUACAAUAACUAAGGCGUCAUAUCUCCAACCGGCAGGGUUUUGUUUGUUCCUAGUAAAUGUGAAUUCUAGUUUCUCUUAAACAUGUAUUGGUAUAUUGUAUUGAAAGAUUUGUAAUCAUAUUGAGCUAAAUUUUUGUGUGAUACAAAGCAUCAUAAAAUUUCAUGAUUAUGUUUUAGACUAUUCAGAUCAGUAGUUCUUUAUUGUUUUUCAUGUAUAUUUUGAAUUUGAAACAAAUUCUGUAAGCAGCCAAAUUGAUAUUGUGAGUGGGCUACAAGGGAGGGUGUACCAGCAGAGAGAAAGGGAAUAGCGAAGUUAGGAUGUUUCAUAUGAUCCUUCAGUCAUCACACCAGCUUAAUCUGUUGUCAGCAUUCCCUCUCACAGAUGCUUAUGCUCAUUCUAGAAGGUAAGCUUUGAUCAAUAUACAAUAUGAAGUAUUUAUAGGUGUUAUGGUUGCUUCUCUUUUUAGAUAACCUAGAAAAUCUUGGUAAAAAUACAUUUGUUUUACAAAAAAAUUACUUUUGCUUGAAAAAUUCUGAAUUUACUUCACAUAAUUCUUUUAUUGAUUUGCCACCAUUGUUCUUCAUAAGAUUUAAUAAAUUAUACAAGUAAGAGUUAUAAGAACACAAAACCUAACUCUGCUUAUAUUGUUGAUCAUUUAAGACAAAUUCAUUCUACACGACAUUAGUCAAGAGUUGAAAAGUUAAUAAUUCAGUUUAUAUUUCAUAGUACUGUAUAGUAUCUGUGAGUGUUGACACUUAUUUCUGGAAUAUUGUCUUGUGUACACACACACUGAUUAUAGAUUUUAAAACAUACAGAUAAGCAAUGCCAAUGAUGAUUGAUACGAUGAUUCCUCCUGCCAGGAUUUCUUGGCCUUUUUUUUUUUAUCGGGUUAAUGAGCAUCACUUAACCCCCAUUUGGGUGACUCCUGUCCACCUAAGUCCAUUAGUAUGGAUAAUAUGCCUUGAUUUUUUUUUGUUUGGGGGAUUUAAAGAGAAAAUCUGGACUAAGAAAGAAUAGGUCAUGUUAGUAAUAAUAGUGUUGUUGGAUCCUUGCUCAUGAUAGAUACUUGUGGCACAUUUUGUAUAGAAAAAUAUUAUCGACUUCUUGUAAAUUAUAUUACUGUGCAUCUCUAGCUGUUUCUCAACUGUCAUGUACAAAUAAAUUUUUUGAAUUGUGAUGUAAUGGCUUAAUCCAUUGUAAGUGAUAUUUUUGAACAGGCUCACUCAACUUUGGCUCAUAGAUGAAAAAAAGUAAAGUUGAUAAGUUACUUAGGGCUUAUAAGUAUGAGCUUGUCUCUGAAAUGAAAGCUGACCUGAAGUGAGUUGUUGUAACUGUAUUUUGGUCCCUGUUCAACCUUAUAGAGGAAGCAAUGAACUUCUUUACUGUAUAUAAUGAUGGUCUUAUUCAGUACACCCAUUAUUUAUUGGUGUGAAGUACUAACGAGCUUCACAUUUAGCUUGAAAUUCAAUUAUUUUUAUUGCCUUGACAUCAUCACUUUGGGUCAGCUUUUACAACAUUUGUACAGUACCAAUUACGUAUAUGAAUCUUAUCCCUCAAAUAGAAUCUUUGCUGGUGAUACUAGUUAUUUUGAAUACUCAUAAAAUCUAGUAAUGUGAAAGACAAUUGAAAUGUUAAAGAAUUUACAAGUAUGGAGGACUCCAAGAGUUUCCCUAUGCUAGUCAUGGUAUGUUAGAUUGCUUUAUACUUAUUGUUUCCUGGACUCAAUUGUAGCUUAAAUUAGCAAUUUAUUGUCAUUAUCGUCACAGAUUUUCACUUAUUUUAUGUUUAAUAGGUCCCGGUACUGCCACCUGGAAGCUAAGUGUAUACCCCUGUAGCCUUUCAACCAUAUACAGGAGCUGCACUCACCUCUAUAUUUGUGCCAGUGAUAAUCCCCUUAAAUAUCAUUUCAAACAUCUCAUGAUAUUCAUCCAUUGACUGUAGUAGAACAAUUAUUGAUUUGUUGUAUAAUGAGUGGACACAUUACAGUGAAUGGAAAGAAAAUCAAGAUACAGCUAUUUAAGAUUGAGGGCAUAAUAUGACUUUAGUGUGGCUGCUGGAUAUGGUGUUUUAUUUCCUGAAUAUGUGAACUUUCUGUGAAAGAUUUGAAUGUGUUUUCCACUAAUAGUUUUUGUGAAUUUUGUUUUUUAUACAACACAUGGUUUAAUAUUAUUUUUAUACUUUUCAUAGUUGCAAGAGGCAGCAGAAACACCACUUUAAUAGGACUGUUUAUUCUGUGUUGGCACUAUGACUAUUUGUGUCUAUGCUGUUUACAAACAAUUUCCAGAUCUAUCACUUUCUUGUUUAUUGUCUGUUGUACAGAAAUAGCGAUUGUUGAACUUUCCUAAGUGAAAAAGUUGUUUCUGGUCACUGUGGGACAUUGAGGAUGCUCGUGUAUAUAGACUGUACCCCCAGAUGUUUUCCUCUUGAUCAGUGUGACAGGCAGUGAAAGUUGGCAUAGUAAGGCAAAGCCAACAUUAUGGACCAUGUUCUUGAUCCACUGUUGAUAUAUUUUUGUUGUUAAAUUGGGGUUGCUGUUCGUGUGUGAUCACAGAGUCCAGUCUGGCUGCACCAUGUAUUGCUUAUGAUAUCCCACCAACCUUUGUAUAUUCUGUUAGAAUUUCAAUGUACAGUAUGUGUAUGUGGAAUUUUUAAGAUCAGUUAUCAAUAUUCCUGAUGCAUUGAUUUUAAAAAUGCUCGAUUUUAUUAAUGAAACUUUGAUAUAUGUUUCAGUUAAGCAUAAGGCAUCCAGGCUAUUUUGUUAAACAGAGAUCCACAAAACAUUGAUUUGUAAACCUUAGUCCCAUAUGUGGUGGUUUACUGCCAAAGAAAGAACAUUCAAGGUAAAAUAAUAUGAGCAUUUGCUGGAUUUGUGUAAAGGCUCUGGAGGGAAGACCUAGUAAUAAAUUUUUUCUUCCUCUAAAUCUUGUAAGCCAUUUACAGUACUGCUAUAAGAGUGUGGGUUCAAACAACAAUAUAAUGGUAAAGGGUAUGCAAUUGUGAAACAAAUUACAGUGUUCACUUUCCCUUCAGAAUCCUGAUAGGAUCCAGGUAAAUAUUCUUAUUUUAAUGAAUUUGGUGUUCUUUCUUAGUAAGACACUCGACACAUCAUGAAGAUAUCAUUUGCAGAUUUAUGUGUUCUGACUUAUACAAAUUUUGAAGAUAAUUUUGGCACAUUUUUCCCAAAUUCUCUUUCAGAAUGUAAAUUUCGGCCUGUAUCCUCCCACCUGGGACUCUCGACCAACGAAUACUCGCUAGUGCUCUCUGUUUUAUUGCCUCAAGUUUAACAAAAAAUAAUAAUUUUUUUUGUAUUACACAAUGAUUACAAUCCCCUUUGUUUCCUUUUGAUGUGAUGAGACAGAAGCUUUAAGCUGCUCUGCAAUUUGAAGGCUCAGAUGAAGAUAGAAAAUGGGUUUUGAUCAAGUUAUUACUGCUAUGUACUGUAUCCACAGUGAUGAGCCAAUAGACAGAGGUUUUUCGGCUAAACUUUUGUUAGCAUAUCACUUGGUGAACAUACCAUUGCAUAGUAAGUUGUGAAUAAUUUGAUCGAAUCAUGUUUUUUUGAAGCUAUAGAGUUCUUCAGAAUGACGAGAAACAAAUCCAGAAAGUCAAAUGUGAGUCUGGUUUCUGUAAUUGUCAGUAAUGUAAUGUUGAAAUUAUGCUGUUUUUAAAACCGAGUAGAUUUCAUCAGUUUUCCUUACACUUGUAUAACUUUUAUUUUGAAACUUCUUGAUAAGGUUCAGUGUUAUAAAAGGAGAUCUUUUUAAAUUUGAAUUAUUUAUUUUUUACUUGGUUGAAAUUUACAGCUUAUAUUUCUGUAUAGCUAACAGUAUCUAAACUGACCACCUGUAAAAAUGUGUUGGAAGAAAGUUAUUAGAAUUGAAAUUUCAGUCAUAAAAAAAUAAGAUUUUAAGUUUUUAUCAAAGAAUUGUUUUCAAAUGGUCAUGUUGGAUGUUGUCAGUAAUACUUGUGUGGAAGUCCUUUUGAGACCCUAACCUGCUGCUUGCUAGAGUUCUUGUGUAUGUAAGUGAAUAUUUGUGUGACUGAAGUGUGAACAUGAAUGUUAGUGUGUGUAUGCUCACAGAUGUACAUACAAUGUUGAUGUAUAUGCAUUUAUAUUGUUACAAAUAAAGCAAAGAUAUGGAA
Homarus americanus (American lobster) is the source of this 12924-nucleotide messenger RNA. It is a transcript of the gene Sbf, whose product is annotated as myotubularin-related protein 13-like. Bases 95 to 6538 code for a protein of 2147 amino acids. The transcript is spliced from 42 exons. Lineage: Eukaryota; Metazoa; Arthropoda; Malacostraca; Decapoda; Nephropidae. The record is from RefSeq and is a predicted model, not a curated record.